AUGGAGGUGAUCGACCUGACAAAUGACGACGACGACGACGAAAUACAAUCAGAAUUCGAGGAGGAGGAUGAGGAGGAAAAAGUGUCGAGUGUCGUUGAGCUAUGGGAGACGGACUAUGAUAGUGAUUGGUCCACCAGUGUAGACAUGGAGGAGGAAACGGAGGAGGGGUGCAUAUUGAAUGCGAACGGGCCAGUCAAGCAGCAAACAACCACUUUAAUGGAUGGAGAUAUAGUUAGACUGAACAACAACACAAAAUUAAGUGUCAUUGGCACUAUAGCCAAUACUGCUACAGGUGAAGGGAUAGUGAUAGACAGAGAGGGAUUGACUGCAUUGAUGCAGUCUUUCGGAUUGUUGCUCAGAAAGUGCGAAGAGGCAGCAAGACAAAGGGCCCACGAACCAGUGGUAGUUGAAGUGAGUGACGACGACGACGACGAUGACACCACCCCUAGAUUGCCGGGAUUGAGGCAUUUAAGAAGAGUCCUAAACCACUCCUCCUCUUCAUCUUCUGAGGAAAGUGAAGAUGAUGAUGAUGAUGAUGAGGGGAUAUCCACCUACCAAGGAGACUCUGGCUCCGAAAAUUCAAUUCCUUACGAGGAAGAAAACGCCCAAGAGUGGUCCUGCGACUGUGAGACAGAGUCCGAGAUGGACGCGUUAGAUAUGGAAAGUGAGUUUUUUCAAAAUGGAGAUCAGCCUGCUAACAUGACUGAAAAUUCAAUUCCUUACGAGGAAGAAAACGCCCAAGAGUGGUCCUGCGACUGUGAGACAGAGUCCGAGAUGGACGAGUUAGAUAUGGAAAGUGAUUUUUUUCAAAAUGGAGAUCAGCCUGCUAACAUGGCUGAAAAUGAAAUUAUUGAGAUUUCAGAUACAGAGUGGGGAAGUGACUUUCCUGAAAAUGUAAUUAUUGAGAUUUCAGAUAUAGACUGGGAGUCAGACAGUCAGGACGAUUCCAGCUGA
Messenger RNA from Ruditapes philippinarum (Manila clam), 954 nucleotides. RefSeq names its product FK506-binding protein 5-like. The transcript is spliced from 3 exons. NCBI's taxonomy places the organism in Eukaryota, Metazoa, Mollusca, Bivalvia, Venerida, Veneridae. The record is from RefSeq and is a predicted model, not a curated record. Bases 1 to 954 code for a protein of 317 amino acids.